Molecule: messenger RNA, 3164 nt
Organism: Linum trigynum
Lineage: Eukaryota; Viridiplantae; Streptophyta; Magnoliopsida; Malpighiales; Linaceae
Source: the annotation of a GenBank genome assembly
UACGCGAAAGCCCAAAUUGGGCCAAAUAUUUGCCUUCGUGGCUCGCUCAAACAGCCGCUGGCAAAAGUCUCGAGAAUCUUCUACCUUUCCCAAAAGCCAAAACCCUGAGGCUAACCCUCAUAUAUCUUCGGAACCUUCCAAAACCCUCAGAAACCCUACAAGAACUGCGAACGAUCCCCCUCUGGUCAUACCUCCAAACAUCAACUUCCUCCUCACUCUUCUGCUCUGCGUUUGAGAACCAUGCACAAGCUAUCGAGGCGUCCAGCCGUCUCCUCAAUCCUCCGUGCUAAUGGCUCCCGUUACCGGAGCGCUGCCGCAGCUCAAUCUCCGGCCUCCUCUUUUCUCUUGACUAACUCGGGAGUGGAAGGCGAUACCAGUAACAAGUGGUACUCCGUUUUAACUGGAGGCAGAGCAGUCAGUGGAACCGGGCCUGCUCUUAGGAUUCAAUUGCCCAAUGGCAUGCUAUUGGGCAAACGGUAUGAAUCCACGGCGGCAGAAUCCGACUCAUCGUCUCCUCCUCCAACCGGGGAGAAAUACGAGUAUCAAGCUGAGGUCAGUCGUCUGAUGGACCUGAUCGUCAAUAGCUUGUACAGCAACAAAGAGGUUUUCCUUCGUGAGCUUAUUAGCAAUGCAAGUGAUGCCUGUGACAAGCUGCGCUUCAUGAGUGUUACGGAGCCAGCACUGUUGAAGGACAAUGUUGAUUUUGACAUCCGUAUUCAAACAGAUAAAGACAAUGGGAUUGUAACUAUCACUGAUACAGGCAUUGGUAUGACAAGACAAGAGCUAAUUGAUUGUCUUGGAACUAUUGCACAGAGUGGUACUGCCAAGUUUCUCAAGGCAUUGAAGGAUAGCAAGGAUGCUGGUGGUGAUAACAAUCUAAUAGGUCAAUUUGGGGUCGGCUUUUACUCUGCCUUUCUUGUUGCGGAUCGGGUUGUUGUCUCAACCAAGAGCCCAAAAUCAGACAAGCAGUAUGUGUGGGAAGGAGAAGCAAAUGCUAGCUCCUACACGAUAAGAGAGGAAACAGAAGCAGAUAAGGUCAUUCCCAGGGGAACCCGACUUACUUUGUAUCUCAAGCGCGAUGACAAAGGUUUUGCACACCCAGAAAAGAUACAGAAGCUUGUCAAGAACUACUCACAGUUUGUAUCCUUCCCUAUCUACACCUGGCAGGAAAAGGGAUACACAAAGGAGGUUGAGGUUGAUGAGGAUCCAGCUGAGGCCAAAAAGGAUGGAGAAGAGGGUUCAGUUGAGAAGAAGAAAACUAAAACAGUUGUAGAGAGAUACUGGGACUGGGAACUUACUAACGAGACCCAACCAAUAUGGCUUCGCAAUCCUAAGGAAGUUUCUACUGAGUUGUACAAUGAAUUUUACAAGAAUACAUUCAAUGAAUACUUGGAACCGUUGGCAUCUUCUCACUUUACUACUGAGGGGGAGGUGGAGUUUAGGUCCAUCCUUUAUGUGCCAGCUGUGUCAUCAAGUGGAAAGGAUGAUAUGGUCAAUCCCAAGACCAAGAACAUCAGGCUUUAUGUGAAAAGGGUCUUUAUCUCUGACGACUUCGAUGGAGAAUUGUUCCCUAGAUACUUGAGCUUUAUCAAGGGUGUGGUGGAUUCCAACGACCUUCCUCUGAAUGUUUCAAGGGAGAUUCUUCAAGAGAGUCGCAUUGUGCGGAUAAUGAGGAAACGCUUAGUUAGAAAGGCAUUUGACAUGAUUUUGGGCAUAUCCAUGAGCGACAAUAGAGAAGACUAUGAGAAGUUCUGGGACAACUAUGGCAAAUAUCUGAAAUUAGGUUGCAUUGAGGACCGUGAAAACCACAAGAGAAUAGCACCCCUUCUCCGCUUCUUCUCCUCACAGAGCGAAGAUUACAUCAUUGGCCUGGACGAAUAUGUGGAGAACAUGAAACCAGACCAAAAGGAUAUCUAUUACAUUGCUUCCGACAGUGUGACAAGUGCAAAGAACACCCCGUUCUUGGAAAGACUUAUGGAGAAGGACUUGGAAGUCCUCUUCUUGGUUGAUCCUAUUGACGAGGUUGCCAUCCAGAAUUUGAAAUUUUACAAGGAGAAGAACUUUGUCGAUAUCAGCAAGGAAGACUUGGAUUUAGGUGAAAAGGAUGAAGAGAAGGAGAAGGCAGUGAAGCAAGAGUUCGGGCAAACUUGUGACUGGAUCAAAAAGCGCCUGGGUGACAAGGUAGCCAGUGUGCAAAUCUCGAACCGACUUAGCACCUCCCCCUGCGUUCUUGUAUCUGGGAAAUUCGGUUGGUCAGCUAACAUGGAAAGGUUGAUGAAGUCCCAGACAAUGGGUGACACGUCGAGCCUGGAGUUCAUGAGAGGCAGAAGGGUGUUUGAGAUCAAUCCUGAGCAUCCAAUAAUUAGGAACCUGAAUGCUGCUUGCUCAGGUAACCCAGAUGAUGAAGAUGCGCUGAGGGCGAUUGAUCUUCUGUACGAUACAGCUUUGGUUUCCAGUGGUUUCACUCCGGAGAACCCAGCUCAGCUAGGCAGCAAGAUCUACGAGAUGAUGAACAUGGCUAUAUCUGGGAAAUGGUCUGCCCCAGCUGCUGAGUACGUUCCGCAGCAGGACCAUCAGCAGCCUGCGUUCUCUCAGCCGCAGAAUCAAGAACCGAUGGAGGCUGAGAUCGUGGAGCCAGUUGAGGCUGGCAACCAUAAGCAAUGAGAAGCGAUGCAUGUAUCCUCCCAUUUUCCUACUUCCUAGUACUUUCGUGAUGGGGACUUGGAAAUUAGAGCAUAAAGAAGAGAUAUAAGAGGCGAGGCGAGAAAAUUUGAUUGUUUCAUGAAAAUAAACUAUAUUGUUAGUUGUUGGUUUCUUUGUUAAUGAUCAGGACUUGGAAAUUAGAGCAUAAAGAAGAGAGAUAUAAGGCCGGGCGAGGAAAAUUCAUUAUUUCAUGAAAAUAAUCUCUACAUUGGGUUGAGCCACAUUGUUAGUUCGUUGGUUGCUUUGUUAAUAAUCGAUUUGGAGUGGUUGCCUCUUAUUCGUAGCUUAUAGUAUCUGUUCUUUGGGUUGAAAAAGAAAAGGAAAUUUCUCAAGGAAACUUUUAUGAUACAAAUUGAACCUUUUGUAAUACUGAAUUUUUAUCAUACCAACAUGUUGUUUAAUAUAAAAAUUUUCAUGGAAUGUAAACAAUCAUAGUUAUCAAAUAAAGGACAUUUUAAAUU